CUAGAUCGGAAUGUGGCAAUAUGGCGGCCCUCGGCUUGCCUCCUACCCUUUUACCCCUAUUUAUUAGUUUCCAUUUGUUUUCCCUGGGCCGUUUUUGACGGGCCCCGACCAAAUUUGGGCCGAGCGGCAGUCGGAGCCCCGAGGAAAUCUCACGCCCGCCCCGGCGGCAUUUUCCUCUCGACCUCUCCACCGCCGAAGUGUGUGCUGUGCGCGGGUGUUGUUAUGUUUAGUGUGUGAGCGAGGAGGACGACGACGACGACGGCCGGACCUCGGCUCGGAAUCCGUGGCGAAACUCGGAGCCACCCGUUCCCAAUUCGACCCGUUCCCUUCUUCCUUGGAGGAGAUUUCCGACUUUCCGCCCUCACCCGACUCUGGACGACAAAUCCGACGGGAAAAGUUUAUUUAUUCAGGAGAGUGGAGGAGUGUGGUAGUCGUGGUAUGUUUGACGAGUGAUCCCGCCGUAUGCUAUGGGAUAGACGUACAUCCGGGGGGGGCGGGGGCGGGGGUCGGGUAGAGGAGGAUCAUCAGAGGAGGGUUGCGGGGCCGGGGGCCGGGGGCGGUGGCCCGCCGACGGGGAUCGCCGCCCCCACGAAAGGGACCUCGGCCCCCAACACGAGAUCCUCCGGCUACCACCAGAAGGCUUUGGCCGAGAUCAGGAAUUCCCUUCUUCCUUUCGCGAACUGCGGUGAAGGGGGAUCCAGCGCCGCUUCCUCCACCAUUUCCUCCCUUUCGACCACCAGCGGCGUCUCCUCUGCCUCCGGGCUAAGCUCAACGUCAAACGGCCUCGACAAGGAGUCUUUGGCAAGGCAAGCCCAUUCUCAUCUCGUCGCUAUGGGAUAUUCCGAGGAGGCCUCAUUAAGAGCUUUAAAAGUUGCUGGGGGGAGGUUUGAGGCUGCACUGGACCUUCUGGCCAAACAACACCAAUCGGAGUCAGUCAACGGUCUCUCAAAGGUUGCCAAUCCAGGAAUGUGCAUGUUGAGUACGAAGCUUAUGCGUAAACCAAGCCUCGAGAGGGAGCUUAGUUUGCAGAGGGGAAGCCCUGCUUUGGACUCUGGAGCAGGUAGUUCCAGGUCGGACAGCCCGAGGCAGAUAAUGCCCGAUCUGAUGAUCCCACCACAGCACCAACUCAGAGGUCAACAGUAUUCUCCUGGCUUUUCUGAGCCACCUCCACCCCCACCUCCUAGAUCUGGAGGCACUCCACCCCCUCCACCACCGCCGCAUGCAUAUGCAUGCACCAACGUCCAGCAACUUCUGAAGCGUAUGUCUCCUGCACCGGUUGUCCCAUCCCAGCAGAGUGGCCAGGGAGGAAGUGCUGUCGGUGGUGGUGGUGGGACAGGCAUAAGGGGCACCAGUCCUGUUGCCAGGCAGCCUAUGGUUGUACAGAACAGUCCACAGGUGCAACAGCAGUUGAGUCAACAGAUGCAAUCCUUGUACCAAUCAUCAGGUUGCACAGGAGAACCACCUCCGCCAUAUCCACUGCCACCCCCUCCGCCAUCGUAUACAGCAUCGAUUCAAAGUAGGCAGUCCCCGACUCAACAAGAUUACAGGAAAAGCCCUUCGUCUGGAAUCUAUUCUGGUUCUCCUAGCCCUGUAACAGUUUCUGGUGGUAGUAACACUCCCACAUCGCAUGUAGCUCGACCCACCCCUCUACAAGCCUGGGGAGCUCGCCAGGCAAAAACCCAACCACCGGUGAUAAUGCAAUCAGUCAAAAGUACACAGGUGCAAAAACCCGUCCUCCAAACGGCAAUCGCCCCUCCACCCCCAAGCUAUGCAUCGUCAAUGCAGCAAAUGAAGCAGCAACAGCAGCAGCAGAAACCAUCGACCCCACCAAUUCCGACUACAGAACCCCCUAGUUAUGCCAGCACGAUGCAGGCUUUGGCGGCUCAACGAGCGGCACAGGGGCCCCCUGGAGAAGAAUGUGCAACCACUGUAGAAAGUGGUACAGCACCAAAAUCAACUCCAGCGAUUCACAACCCUCUUCAGAGGAAAUAUUCUCCAGCUGGGGGUGAACCAAUGCACAGUGAAAGUCCAGGAGGUCAACGGACUCCUCCAUUACCACCAACAGCAUCUUCUUCUGUUAAGACAGGAGGAGGUGGUGGCGGAAAUGGUGGAAACAUAGUAAAUGGAAGUGGCGGUACAAGGCCGUUCAAAAUCGACCACCAAUCGCCCAUACCUGAAAGGAAGCACAUAAGCAAAGAGAAGGAAGAGGAAAGGAGAGAUUGCAAAGUGAGGAACUACUCACCUCAGGCCUUCAAAUUUUUCAUGGAGCAACAUGUAGAGAACGUAAUUAAAAGUCACAAACAGCGAGUCUUCAGGAGGCUACAGCUUGAAACGGAAAUGGCAAAAAUUGGAUUGAGCGAAGAAGCACAGGCGCAGAUGCGAAAGAUGCUCUCGCAAAAAGAGUCAAACUACAUUAGGCUGAAGAGGGCGAAAAUGGAUCGGACUAUGUUUGUCAAAAUAAAACCAAUCGGGGUUGGAGCGUUCGGAGAAGUGACUCUAGUCAGGAAAAUCGACACGAAUCACUUGUAUGCCAUGAAAACUUUGAGGAAAGCCGAUGUCCUUAAAAGGAACCAGGUUGCUCACGUAAAAGCAGAAAGGGAUAUUUUGGCAGAAGCGGACAAUGAAUGGGUCGUUAAACUUUAUUACUCUUUCCAGGACAAAGAUAAUUUGUACUUUGUUAUGGACUACAUCCCAGGCGGUGAUCUUAUGUCACUACUAAUUAAACUGGGUAUCUUUGAAGAGCCCUUAGCUAGGUUUUAUAUAGCUGAGCUAACUUGUGCAGUUGAAAGUGUACAUAAAAUGGGCUUUAUUCAUCGUGAUAUUAAACCUGAUAAUAUAUUAAUUGAUCGAGAUGGUCAUAUAAAACUAACAGACUUUGGGCUGUGUACAGGAUUUAGAUGGACUCACAAUUCUAAAUAUUAUCAAAGGAAUGGCGAGCAUGGAAGGCAAGAUUCGAUGGAGCCGAAUGAAGAAUGGGUCGGGGCGGAGUGCAGGUGUCAUCAGUUGAAACCUCUCGAAAGGAGAAGGCGGAGAGAGCACCAAAGGUGUCAGGCGCACUCACUUGUUGGCACUCCAAAUUACAUCGCACCCGAAGUCUUACAAAAAACAGGCUAUACACAGCUGUGUGACUGGUGGAGUGUAGGAGUCAUUCUUUAUGAAAUGCUUGUUGGCUCGCCCCCAUUCUUAGCUCCGACUCCUGCUGAAACGCAAUACAAGGUCAUCCAUUGGGAAACAACACUCCAGUUCCCGAAAGUCCCGAGCGUAUCACCGGAGGGGAAAGAUUUAAUAGUUAAAUUGUGUACUUCAGCCGAUAGGAGGAUCGGUAAGAAAGCCAGCGAGGUGAAGGCCCAUCCGUUCUUCGCAUCUGUUGACUUCGGCCACGGAAUAAGAAGGACGUCGCCUCCGCACAUCCCGAGAAUAAGGCAUUCAACAGACACGUCGAAUUUCGAUCCUGUCGAUCCUGACAAACUCAUGAAAAAUUCCUACUCGACUGAUCAGUCCGGAUUGACUGAUGAGGAGCUCAGCGACAAUGGUAAACCUUUCCACGGCUUCUUUGAAUUCACGUUCAGGAGAUUCUUUGAUGAUGGAGGUGCCACCCCGUACCCUAAUAAAAUAAGCUUGGACGAAACGGAAAACCAAGGAGCUGUGUAUGUAUGACAAUGACUUUUCCCCUUCCCUGCCUUCCAUGCCUAUAACUGUUAUUUAUUUACAUCGACCCAUUAUUAAAGUCGUCUCAUCUAUGAGACAAUAAUUUGCGCAAUUGUAAUUUUUGUAUAUAUAAUUUUUUAAUUUU
Cimex lectularius (bed bug) is the source of this 3793-nucleotide messenger RNA. RefSeq names its product serine/threonine-protein kinase Warts (gene wts). Gene Ontology annotation, biological process: positive regulation of apoptotic process; peptidyl-serine phosphorylation; regulation of organ growth. The record is from RefSeq and is a predicted model, not a curated record. The transcript is spliced from 10 exons. Gene Ontology annotation, molecular function: protein serine/threonine kinase activity; protein binding; ATP binding. The coding region runs from base 463 to 3657 and encodes 1064 amino acids. Lineage: Eukaryota; Metazoa; Arthropoda; Insecta; Hemiptera; Cimicidae.